GAUGACCAUCUGGGCUCGAAAGCCCUCAGGAGCUGCGGAGCGCGGGUCGGUAGGGGCGCUGCAGAGGAAGGUUGAGCGCCGUCUCCAGGCAACGCGCGGGGGGGGCGGGGCUUUGCGUCACAGAGGUGCGACCGGGUCCCGGGCUGAGUCGCCGCCACCCGCAGGUCUGAGCUGCGGGCUGAGGCGGCGCCGCCGCUGCCGCAGGGUGCGCGAUGCCUUGAACCUGGGAAACUAUGUGAAGCAACACUCUGGAUUUUGAAAGACAUCAUUUCAUCAUGGGACAGCAAAUUUCGGAUCAGACACAGUUGGUUAUUAACAAGUUACCAGAAAAAGUAGCAAAACAUGUUACAUUGGUUCGAGAGAGUGGCUCCUUAACUUAUGAAGAAUUUCUUGGGAGAGUAGCUGAGCUUAAUGAUGUAACGGCUAAAGUGGCUUCUGGCCAGGAAAAACAUCUUCUCUUUGAGGUACAACCUGGGUCUGAUUCCUCUGCUUUUUGGAAAGUGGUUGUACGGGUGGUCUGUACCAAGAUUAACAAAAGCAGUGGCAUUGUGGAGGCAUCACGGAUCAUGAAUUUAUACCAGUUUAUUCAACUUUAUAAAGAUAUCACAAGUCAAGCAGCAGGAGUAUUGGCACAGAGCUCCACCUCUGAAGAACCUGAUGAAAACUCAUCCUCUGUAACAUCUUGUCAGGCUAGUCUUUGGAUGGGAAGGGUGAAGCAGCUGACCGAUGAGGAGGAGUGUUGUAUCUGUAUGGACGGGCGGGCUGACCUCAUCCUGCCUUGUGCUCACAGCUUUUGUCAGAAGUGUAUUGAUAAAUGGAGUGAUCGACACAGGAAUUGCCCUAUUUGUCGCCUACAGAUGACUGGAGCAAAUGAAUCUUGGGUGGUAUCAGAUGCACCCACUGAAGAUGAUAUGGCUAACUAUAUUCUUAACAUGGCUGAUGAGGCAGGCCAGCCCCACAGGCCAUGACCUUGAAGUGAAAGUCUUCUGUUGCUAUUGUGGGCUCAAAUAUUUGGUCGUGGGGGAAGAAUGUAGGGUUGUGGCACAGACACAGAAAAAUCCAUUUUCCCCACUCUUUUAUUUUUGCUAUUCUGAUCAUUUGUCCCCCUUUUAAAAAUAAACUUCCCAUGUCUUCCAUUUGUGGUACUAAAAUUUGCUACUGUUUUAGACCAUAUUUUCCUAUUAUUUAUCUGUUCAAAUUUGUAUUAUUACAACUAAUAGCUCUUGAAUUCUUUGCUAAAGGUAACAGCAACACUUCCAGAGGCUUCUGAAACACUACUGUUUUGCAGGGCAGGAGUAUUCUGGAAUCCUUUUACUUAGAUAUAAAAUAAACCUCAAAUAUUAAAAAGUUGUAGCCAUCUGAGAGAGGAAAUUUUAAGUGACUGAAAAUGUAGAAUACUUCAAAGUGCAUGUUACUACUUAAAACUAGUCUUUCUGCUGGAAUCUAAGGAGUAUAUAUAUAUGCCCCCUUGUGGUUAAUUAUUGCUCCUUUAAUAAUUUUUACUUGAAAUGAUCCACAGUUAUUUCAUAACUUUAGCAGUGUGUUUUGGAACUACUGUACUUAAAGGUUUGUUUGUUUGUUUUUGCCAUACUGUAUAAUUUGGGUGAGGUCUACAAAAUUGGGUGUGACUUUCCUUUGCAAAUGGAUUUCUCCUGGGGAAUUUUCUUGGCUGUUCUGGAAAUGCUUUCCCACAGCUGGGUAACUGUUCUAAAUGGCUUUGAUAAUGCUCACACAUCUUGGAGUUUCAGAAGGAAAUUAUUCUGCAUCACAAAUACUAAAUUUUAUAUUUCUAAAUUACUAUAGGUCAUUUAAUAUUGGUUUAUGGUGCUUUUAUUUCCUUAACUUGAGAACAUCUUUCUGAGAUUUCAGAGUCCUCAAAUUUCUUAGAUUAAGAGACAAUAGGCCAGUGCAGUUGUUCACACCUGUAAUCCCAGCACUUUGGGAGGCCGAGGUGGGCAGAUCAUUUGAGGUUAGGAGUUUGAGACCAGCCUGGCAAACAUGGCGAAACCCUGUCUCUACUAAAAUACAAAAAUUAGCUGGGCAUGGUGGCAGGUGCCUGUAAUCUCAGCUACUCAGGAGGCUGAGGCAGAAUUGCUUGAACCCAGGAGGUGGAGGUUGCAGUGAGCCUAGAUCACACCACUGCACUCCAGCCUGGGAGACAGAACGAGACUCCUUCUCAAAAAAAAAAAAAAAAAAAAAAAGAAAAUAGAGUGAGGCUUUUUUUACCAUAUAUACAUAAAAUACUUAUGAAAAUUAGAAGAUAAUUUGGCAUUCUUACUGUUUCACUGUACUUCCACUGAAAUACUCUUUCCAUUAAAAUAUUCUGAAAGAAUAUAGUAAUAAUGGAAUUGUGAUCUUCAGUCGCACCUCAACCAUUUUUUUGCUUAUGAACUAAAAUUUCUAACAUUAACAUUUCAGCAUGUAAUAAAACAAGGGCCUAUCUCCUUUAAAAUUUAACAUUCCAUGUAACUUUUCUAACUUAUCAUUCAUAAGUUGCAAAUAUUACUAUUUUCCUAAACCAGGGUACACAAUUUAAGUUGCCACUUACUGAUGACGAAUUUCUGGGUAAUAGGAUUUUAAUAGGCAAGCAAAUAAAAUUAAAUCAAUUUCAAGGAAAAACAUCUGGCCAGGGGUAGCUUGAUUUCGCCCCCAAAAAUACUGAAGACUAAUCCAUUGACAUUCAUAAUGGGACAGCUAAGUACUAAAUAGCUAACUACUCCCUAUGGAGGUUUAUGUAAGCAGAGUACCAGGGGUUCCAUCAUAUCAACCUGGCAAUGCACUUGGUGGUUGUGUGACCUUCAGAAAGUCUCUUACUCUUGUUUAUGUGUUCCUCCUUUAGAAACUGAGAAUUUAUUUGUGGUUUUCACACUAUUUCAGCAGCAAAAACUUUUUCAAGGAAAAUCUUACAGAGCCUUUAAACACAUGUGCAUACACACAUACCCUUAUACCCCACUAUAUAAAAGUCAUAUUAUUAUAAAUUUCCUUAUUAUAUAAACUUUAUAUACUAUAAAUGUGAUUAAGUCAAUGAAUAAAAACAUUAAUGCAUUGGUGAUAUCCAGCAUGUUUGAAUUUGGUGAGUAACACACACAUAGUGGGAGUCGUUUUUAAAAAAAAUUUCUUAAUUAAAUUCAAGUCAAAUUUGCAGAACCCUGUAUCUCCUCCAUAGAUUCUUAGUAUUCCAUGGAACAUAUUUUGAAAACCUUGGGAUAGAUGAUCCGCUGAAAUCUUUUCCAGCUCUAAGACUUUAAAUUGUCCUUUUAGAUUAGACUUGCUGAGUUUAAUUCAGAUUACCUAAUUUUAAAAUGUUUCUGAAAAGUGAACAAAGUUACCUUACAAAGUUUUGGAUCUUUCCAGGGAUAGCCAAUGAUUUUAUCCCCCAGAAUCCUUCACCUUUCAAGGAGUUAUUUAACAAUGAGCCCAGUGACUCAAUAGGGCCGAAACCUUUUUAUUUUACAAUAUGAGCUCCAAGACACUUACUGAUCUACUGUGAAUAUAAAAUGUUAUUAGCCUUAUCAAAUAAAUGAGCACAGCUCUCUGUUCGCUCUAUUAAACUGGGUGAUAAUUAUUUAGAUGUGAAUGUUAGGUCAGUUCUACUGUAAUAACUAAUCGUAAAAGUUGUAAAUUUGUUUAAUGGAUAAAAUGUACACUUUUUGUAUUCUGUACAGCUUUGUCUUUUUUAAAUAUGAAGUACUUAAAUGUACUUACUAUGAUAGGAAAUAUAAUGUGUGCCUUCUAGGAUUUGUGAAGUGGUUUCAUGAACUCUAAGGAAUUUGUUUUCCCUAUCCUAACUGAAUAACAGAGGGUUUACUCCAAUUAUGUAUAGAACCUUAGUUUGAGAAAAUGAAUUUUACUAUGUACUGAAUUUAGAGGUUGAGAAUAAUAGUAUCUGUGUUAUUCUUAGUACCCACUGAUAAAUUGUGCAAUAAAUAAUCUUUCGCAAGUAA
Messenger RNA from Pongo pygmaeus (Bornean orangutan), 3944 nucleotides. It is a transcript of the gene RNF141, whose product is annotated as ring finger protein 141. Gene Ontology annotation, biological process: protein autoubiquitination. The transcript has 6 exons. NCBI's taxonomy places the organism in Eukaryota, Metazoa, Chordata, Mammalia, Primates, Hominidae. Gene Ontology annotation, molecular function: ubiquitin-protein transferase activity. Bases 276 to 968 code for a protein of 230 amino acids. The record is from RefSeq and is a predicted model, not a curated record.